AUGGACUGGAAAUGUGGGGAUUGCAUAGAUACAGAUCAAUCAGCUAGUUGUCAAGGGGGUGUGUCCCCAUACCAAACCAGGUUAUCAAGAAAUGGUACAAGUAUUUUAUACCAGCCAGGAUUAUUAGUAGGAGGUAAAAUCGAGCAUGAUUGUAAUAUACAGCGCAGCAUAGGCUACUAUCUGGAAGGAUUAAUAUGCUUAGCUCCUUUCACAAAGAAACCAAUUCAAGCAGUUUUAAGAGGAGUCACCAAUGACCAAAUUGACCCAUCAGUUGAUAUGAUCAAGUUAUCUACUUUUCCAGUACUGAAGAGGUUUUUAGGCACAGAUGAGGGUUUAGAACUAAAGAUUGUAAGAAGGGGGGCAGCCCCAGAGGGAGGUGGGGAGGUGACCUUCACAUGUCCUUGUCGACAGAAACUAAGACCUUUGCUGUUCACAGAUCCUGGAAAGAUCAAAAGAAUAAGAGGCAUAGCCUGGGCUGUGAGAGUGGCACCUGUUGUGACGAACCGAAUAGUGGACUCUGCCAGGAGCAUACUGAAUAAGUUUAUACCAGAUAUCUACAUAUACACUGACCAUUACAAAGGGGGCCAGUCAGGAAAAUCCCCAGGUUUUGGUUUGACGUUAGUGGCGGAGACAACAAAUGGAUCAUUUCUUUGCGCAGAAACCUCCUCCAAUCCUAAAGGAUCAGACAAAGGACCCUCUGUUCCAGAGGAUCUCGGGAAAGAGACAGCAAAGUUACUGCUAGAGGAAAUAUAUAAGGGAGGAUGUGUAGAUUCCACCAAUCAGAGUGUGACUGCGUUAUUUAUGGUCCUAGGUCAACAAAAUGUCUCCAAAGUUCAAACAGGUCCCCUAACACCAUACUCAAUCCAGUUUUUGAGGCACAUCUACGAUUUCUUUGAUGUCAUGUUCAAAGUGGAACCACAGCCGAUACCUGAGGAGGAUGAGGAUUUAAGGAUGGGAGGAGAGAAACUUAUCAUGACUUGUGUGGGAGUAGGCUACUCAAAUGUCAGCAAAGCUGUUAGUUAAUGAUUCUCAUGUGUAUAAAUAUUUAUUCCGGUACCCACAAUUUUAUUUCGAGCUGAAGAAGCUUGUUCUCAGAUGUGUUCAAGGAAGAAAACCAAACCUGACUGGAAUUGAUUCAAGCAAAUUUUAAAACCCUGGGGAAAAUACUUUAUUCAAAUAUUUUACUUCAAGGAAAGCUUAAAUGUCUUAUAUAUUGCACAUAUGUGAGUUAUUCUUACAUGGUAUGUGUAUAUUUUCUCAGUUCAGAGGAAAUUCAAAUACUUUGCAAAAUAAUGUCCAUACAUACUAGUAAUUGUAUGUAAAUGUAAGAUAAUAAGAAUGUAAUAAUAAAUAUACCUGAAAGAUAUUGUAUUUGUCUAAUAUGUUUAAAACAUUUAUAAUGA
Saccostrea cuccullata (small rock oyster) is the source of this 1403-nucleotide messenger RNA. Its product is annotated as RNA 3'-terminal phosphate cyclase-like protein. Gene Ontology annotation, biological process: endonucleolytic cleavage of tricistronic rRNA transcript (SSU-rRNA, 5.8S rRNA, LSU-rRNA); ribosome biogenesis. Gene Ontology annotation, cellular component: nucleolus. The record is from RefSeq and is a predicted model, not a curated record. The transcript has 8 exons. Gene Ontology annotation, molecular function: RNA endonuclease activity. NCBI's taxonomy places the organism in Eukaryota, Metazoa, Mollusca, Bivalvia, Ostreida, Ostreidae. The coding region runs from base 1 to 1023 and encodes 340 amino acids.